AUGAAGGAUAUAUGUGUUGCUAACAGCGAGAGGUUACAAGUAUUAGGUUCCGAAGAUGUGACCAUUGUAACAAAAACCGAUAAAUGUGAAUUUGAAAUACCAGUUAAAGAUGUAUUAUGCGCUCUAGGAUUGACUACUAACCUAUUGUCAGUGAGCCAGUUAAUAAAAUCCAAUGAUAUUAAAGGUUACCGAAUAUAUAACCCUAGAACAAAACGUGUGACAACAAGCAGAGAUGUUGUAGUCAUGGAAGAUGAGAAGAACUUGCCAGUGUACCAAUUAUUGAACUCAUGUUCAGUGGGGGACACAAUUGUCAAGGAUAGACCAUGUUCAAAUGAAAUAACUAUGGAUGAGGAUACACAGCUUAAAACAUCAGAUGAUACUUAUGUUCCUAGUGAGUAUGAAGAUGCUUAUGACUCACCUAAACAGUGUGUCAGACCCAGCAGAAUCAGAAUGAAACAAGAAAGGUAUGGAAUGUCAAAUAUGUGUAUUCCGAAGGAAGUGUUUAAUUAUGCUAAUGGAUUGUCUGGAAGAAGCACUACAAGGAGUAGAAAAAGGACAGUGGUUACAGGCAGUGAAAGACGAACUUAA
Messenger RNA from Parnassius mnemosyne (clouded apollo), 588 nucleotides. NCBI's taxonomy places the organism in Eukaryota, Metazoa, Arthropoda, Insecta, Lepidoptera, Papilionidae. The record is from the annotation of a GenBank genome assembly.